Messenger RNA from Cucurbita maxima (winter squash), 1942 nucleotides. Its product is annotated as cytochrome c biogenesis protein CCS1, chloroplastic. The record is from RefSeq and is a predicted model, not a curated record. The coding region runs from base 101 to 1747 and encodes 548 amino acids. The transcript has 8 exons. NCBI's taxonomy places the organism in Eukaryota, Viridiplantae, Streptophyta, Magnoliopsida, Cucurbitales, Cucurbitaceae.
AGCAGAAAAAAAAUCUUCGCGAGGAUAAAGCAUGAGGUAUGGUCGUUAUUAACGCUGGCGGGGCAAGAAAGUGGAAACCCACUUCAUAAUUUCUGCAACAAUGGAGGGAUUGAUCCUUCACAAUCCAAACCCAUAUUUAUCCAAAACCCCUUUUCUUCACUCUGCCUUCAGGCCUCAAAUCACUCCAAAUCUCUGCUGCAGAACUCUCUCUUUUAGCGUCACUUGUAAGGUGAAGGCAUCGCAGGACAAGAAGCCGAAGAACGUCAGCAACAAGAUUGUGCUCUCUGAAGCAGCGCCGCCGCUUGCGGAGGAGACUGAUAACAAUAAUGGAAACAACACUGAAGCCGAAGUCAAGUCUGGAAAUGGGAGUGGUUUGAUGAUGAAGCUUGUGAAGAGAUUGCCGAAGAGGAUUUUGGGGGCUUUGUCUAAUUUGCCUUUGGCUAUUGGAGAAAUGUUCACCAUCGCUGCCCUCAUGGCUCUUGGUACUUUCAUUGAUCAGGGAGAGGCCCCUGAUUUUUAUUUCCAGAAGUACCCUGAAGAUAACCCUAUGUGGGGAUUCUUCACUUGGAGAUGGAUUCUCACUCUUGGGUUUGAUCAUAUGUACACAUCUACCAUUUUUCUAGCCAUGUUAUCUCUUCUUGGGCUCUCACUCAUGGCAUGCACUUACACAACUCAGAUUCCUCUUGUUAAGGUUGCAAGAAGAUGGAACUUUUUGCAGUCCGGUGAUGCUAUUAGAAAGCUGGAAUGUUCUGAAAUUUUACCCAGAGCAUCAGUCCAAGAUUUGGGGGUUGUUUUAAUGGGAGCAGGAUAUGAGGUAUUUAUUAAAGGGCCAACUUUAUAUGCUUUCAAGGGAUUGGCUGGACGAUUUGCGCCUAUUGGUGUACAUUUGGCCAUGCUUUUGAUUAUGGGUGGUGCAACUCUCAGUGCAGCUGGGAGCUUCAGAGGUUCUGUUACAGUUCCUCAGGGACUGAAUUUUGUCGUUGGAGAUGUUCUGAACCCGAGCGGGUUUCUGUCCAAGCCAACUGAAGCUUUCAAUACUGAAGUCCAUGUCAACAACUUCUACAUGGAUUACUAUGACAGUGGAGAGGUGAAACAGUUUCAUAGUGAUCUUUCUUUAUUUGACCUUAAUGGGAAAGAGGUGAUGAGGAAGACAAUCAGUGUAAAUAAUCCUUUACGGUAUGGAGGUUUUACAAUUUACCAAACUGAUUGGGGAUUUUCAGCUCUGCAAAUACUCAAGAAUGAUGAAGGACCUUUUAACUUGGCUGUGGCACCUCUUAAGAUCAAUGGAGACAAGAAGCUUUAUGGGACUUUCUUACCCGUUGGAGAUGUCGAUUCACCUGAUGUGAAAGGAAUAUCAAUGCUUGCUCGUGAUCUGCAAUCCAUUGUCCUGUAUGAUCAGGAAGGGAAGUUUGUCGGGGUUCGACGUCCAAGCUCUAAGCUUCCGAUUGAUAUCGACGGUAUGAAAAUUGAAAUACUUGAUGCUAUUGGCAGCACUGGGCUGGAGUUGAAGACUGACCCAGGAGUGCCUGUUGUUUAUGCUGGAUUUGGUGCUCUAAUGCUCACAACAUGUAUCAGUUUUCUCUCUCAUUCACAGAUAUGGGCCAUACAAGACGGAACAGUGGUGAUCGUCGGAGGAAAGACGAACCGUGCAAAGGUCGAAUUUCCAGAGGAGAUUGACAGUUUACUCGAUCGCGUUCCAGAAAUCAUCGAACCAUCUCACAAUGGGUUGAAUAACAAUGAUGCCUAAUUACUAAGACAAAAAUGGAACAAGCCAGCACUCAUCAAAGAGAGCAACAAACAGUGUCCAACUACAAAUUUUUGGCCUGAGAUCACAGUUGGAAGUCUUCUUUCUUAUAUAUACAUAUAGAGGACGGUUUUACCAAUUUAUAAUUCUUUCAUCACCGACAUGUUACAAGUCAAAUAAUUUUUGUAUAUAAUGUAA